Messenger RNA from Rubroshorea leprosula, 4930 nucleotides. NCBI's taxonomy places the organism in Eukaryota, Viridiplantae, Streptophyta, Magnoliopsida, Malvales, Dipterocarpaceae. The record is from the annotation of a GenBank genome assembly.
UAGUGAGAGAAACGCCUGCUUUCUAGAGAGAGAAACCUAUUAAACCCAAUUUCAUGUCUCGAUUUUCAUGGCAAUUCUUCCUAAAUCUGCCAUGCCCACAACCUCUUGUUCAUCAGAUUCGCCUCGCUUAGCUCAUUUCACCUCUGCUAAGGGUGUCUCCAUGUCGCGCGACAACUUACAGGCUGAAAUCUUGGCCAUCACAGGUGUGCCUUCUUUGUCCCAGGUAAACUGUUCUCCUCCUUCUGACUUGGUAUCUGAGGUAGCUCAUGGUGCUUCCUAUGUGGCUGCUGAUCCUAAUUCUGUUUCUUGGGCCGCUGUUGCUAAGUCUGUCUUGAAGCCCCUAAAUUUUCACCCCCCUGUUCUUGAUAAUGGAAAAUUAAGGGUGAAAGUGCCUCAUGCAAUUCACGAUGAAGGAAUCAAGUUGUGGGAAGAUUGUUUGAUAGGGACAUUCAUGGGCGAUGCUCCCAGCUACGGUCACAUCUUGAGCAUGGCUAAUCACAUUUGGGGGAGGCGAUGCCAUAUCUCAGUGACUGGGCUCAGCAACAAUUCUUUCUUAUUCAAGAUCCCUGAUCCGUCUACUAGAGCUUGGGUUCUAAAUUUUGGUCCAUGGCAUGUUGCUCAUAAAACCUUGGUGAUGAGGAAGUGGGAACCUAACUACAAAGAAUUUAAGCAAGACCCAAAGAGAAUGCCGAUCUGGGUAAAGCUUUGGGAUGUUCCUAUGGAUUUGCUCUCAGUGGAUAGUCUUUGCUAUAUUGCAAGUGGAAUUGGGGUUCCACUAGCUUUGGACAAGGCAACGGAAGAUAGGACCCGAGUUGAUUUUGCCAAAGUUUGUGUUGAGAUUGAGGUUGCAAAUGCCCAGGAUUUGCCUGAAAUUAUCCCUGUUGAUAUUGAAGACUUUCCAUCUGUGGAUAUAAGGGUAGAAUACCCUUGGUUACCCACCACCUAUGGCUCAUGCAAGAAGAAAAGGCACACCAGUCGCAAUUGUAAGACAAAGAAACCCAAGCCAAAAACCUACAAGAAGGAAUGGGUUGAGGUUGCAGGUAAGAAUAAGCCAACUGAAGCUCCUGGUAUUAUUCCUGAACCUAACCAAGUUGCUAUAUCUGCCCCUAAAGUUCAGUCUGUCCCACUAGUUAAGGUUGUUGAUGUUUCCCCUUCUAAUCCAGAAGUUGUUGUUAAUUCCCCAGUUCUAUUUGAGGCCCCAUUGACUGAUGUUGAGUCGGUUGCUAUUGGGUCCAUGCCAAUGUUUGCUGCUACAACUAUGCCUGACAAUGCUGAGCCUAACCCUUUAAGGAAGCAAAAUUCUUUUGCAGCCUUGGCUGCUAUUGAUGAUGAGCAAGCUUUUCCUCCCUUGAAGGCAUCCUCUUUGUCUCCUAGGUCUAGCAAGAAACGUAGGCAAGCUUCUUUGGGCGUUGCUGCAGUCACAAAAGCAUUGGCUCCUAGACAAAGAAACACCAAAAAAGUUCAGAAUUCCUCAAUGAGAAAAUCCCUAUGGGAUGAGUUAGUUCUGCUAAGCAAGAAUUUGCCUGAGGUUCCCUUGAUUUUAGGAGGGGAUUUUAAUGAAAUCAGGUUCCCACAAGAAAGAUCAGAUUGGUUUCAGACUUUAGAAUUCUCAAAGGAUUCAGAGUUAUUUCAUGAGAGGCUUAAUGAAGCAGAGCUUUUGGAUCUCCCUGCUCUUGGACCACAAUUUACAUGGACAAAUAAAAGGGAAAUAGGGCUUAUAGCCAGAAAAUUGGACAGAUUAAUGGUAAAUGGCUCUUGGUUAGAGACUUUCCCAAGCACUAGAGCUGAGUUCCUUCCCCCAGAUAUAUCUGAUCAUUGUGCUGGCGCAGUCACAAUUAUGGCUCAAGAUUCUCAUGUUUCGAGAAAACCAUUCAAAUUCUUUAACUUCUGGACAAAGAAUAGAAGGUUUUUAGAUGUUGUAAAGGAAACCUGGUCAUCUGUUGAGGUGCAAGGGUGCUACAUGUUUCAAUUAUGUAAAAAGCUCAAAGCACUCAAGGCUCCUCUUAGAAAGCUUAACAAAGAAUGUUAUGGUAAUUUGCCUGAAAAAUUGCAGCAGGAGGAGCAAGCUAAGAAAGUGACAAAAUUAUCACUUGCUGAGGAGGUUUACUUGAAACAAAAAUCAAGAGUUCAAUGGCUAAAGGAAGGGGACCAGAACACCACAUACUUCCACAAAGUGAUGAAGGUGAGAAGGAGCAGAAAUAUGAUUAGAGAAAUAUACAGUGAUGAUGGUGAGCUUUUAACCCAGUAUGUAGAUAUUGCAAAAGAGGCUGUUGGUUUCUUUGAGAGACUGCUAGGGACAGAAGAUCCUAAUUGCAAUGGAGGUGAUCUUGAUCUGCUAAGAUCCAUUUUUGACUACCAACUUCCUGAUGAUGUUCAACAGUCCCUCACUAAACCCAUUACAGCGGAUGAAUGCAGAUUUGCAUUUUUUAGCAGUCUAAACAACAAAAGUCUUGGCCCUGAUGGUUAUACGAUUGAAUUUUAUAAAGCAGCUUGGAACAUUGUUGGAGACUUAGUCACUAAAGCCAUUCAAGAAUUUUUUCUCUCAAGGAAGCUACUAAGAGAGGUAAAUUCUACCAUAAUUUCUUUAGUGCCUAAAGUUCCAUGUCCCUCAAAGAUGACUGAAUAUAGGCCUAUAGCUUGUUGUAACUUGCUGUAUAAAUGCAUUACAAAGAUCAUUGCUAACAGAUUGAAGAAGUGUCUGCCUCUCUUCAUUAGCAAUAAUCAGUGUGCAUUUGUGGAAGGGAGAUUAAUGGUAGAAAACAUUUUGCUUGCUCAAGAAAUAGUUAAGCACUAUCACAAGCCUAAUAUGAAGCCUAGAUGUGCCUUGAAAAUUGACUUGAUGAAGGCAUUUGACUCUGUGAGCUGGAAAUUUCUCCUUAUAGCCUUGGAAGCUCUAGGCUUUCCUAUUAUUUUUAUCACUUGGAUUAGAGCUUGUAUCACUUCCCCCAUGUUUUCAGUAGCUUUAAAUGGAAAUUUGGAGGGCUAUUUCCCUGGGAAGAAAGGAAUAAGACAAGGUGACCCCUUGUCCCCAUACUUGUUUGUCAUUUGUAUGGAGGUUCUGUCACGACUUUUGAAUAAAGCUGCUCAAGAAGGAAAUCUACCAUAUCAUCCUAACUGCAAAAAGACUAGCCUCACACACCUAUGCUUUGUAGAUGACCUACUAAUUUUUACAGAUGGGAGCUCAAGAGCUGUUGGAGAAUUAGAUUCAAUUCUUAAGCAAUUCUACCUGGUGACAGGUUUGAAGGUCAAUUACCAGAAAUCUGAAAUUUUUUGUUGUGGGAUGCCAAACCAGGUUAUCAGGGAGUUAACUGAAACCUAUGGCUUCAAAGUUGGUACUCUUCCUGUCAGGAUAAAUUCUUGGUCUUCAAAAUAUUUGUCCUUCGCAGGGAGGCUACAACUCAUUUCUUCAGUACUUCAAGGGAUAACGAAUUUCUGGUGCUCUGUAUUCAUCUUGCCAAAAAGGGUUAUUACAGCUGUUGAGGCUAAAUGCAGUGCUUUUCUAUGGAAAGGUAAAUCAAUUGAUGCAAGAGGUGCAAAAGUUGGCUCAAUUUGGGUAGCUUGGGUCAAGGAAUACCUCCUUAAGGGGAAGAGUUUUUGGUCAAUUCAGAUUCCAAAUGAUGCUUCUUGGAGUUGGAGGAAAAUUCUAAAGUUGAGAUCUCUUGCCAAAUAUCUUGUUAAGCAUAUAGUUGGGACUGGGGAUUCGAUCUAUCUAUGGUAUGAUUUUUGGCAUCCGAAUGGACCUCUCAUUGAAGUUUAUGGUCAGAAAAUUGUAUAUGAUGCAGCCAUCCCAUCUCAGGCUAAGCUUUCCCAAGUGAUUCAGGGUGAUUUUUGGAAAUGGCCUCCUACUAGAUCUCCUGCACUUCUGCAGAUUCAGAUUGCAUUAUGUGGUGUUUUGCUCUCCACCAAAGCUAGGCAAAAGCGUUGGACCCCUUCCAUUGAUGAUACUUGCAUGCUAUGUAAGGAUGCGAAUGAGUUUAGAGAUCACUUGUUCUUCUCUUGUCCUUACUCAAGGCAACUCUGGGAACAAAUUUCAUUACUGCUGGGUGUUCCUUCAACCUGCUCUUGGCAAGAUGUAUUAACUUGGUUCUGUAGAAAGACCAAGCGUAAAGCUUUGUACAACACACUUCUCAAGCUGGCAUGGUGUGCAUCAAUCUAUUACAUUUGGACUGAGCUACUGUACAAAAAAGAAAGAGGCAAACAGCUGUAUUUCCAGCUUUCCACAAAGGAUCCAAAGCUGAUGCCUUUUAUAAUUGAAGCAUACCCAAGCCAAGGAGGAGAGCCAGAGAUGUCAUAUUUCUAACUGGUAACAGAGCAGCAAAUUAAGCAGAGGGCACAGGUGCGUGGAACGCAUCUCAGGAUCAUCCUAUUAUCAUGAUCAGCGUAAGUUCGCUCUCCAUUGCAAGACAUGCGCUGAAGUAACCUGUCUUAUGCAGCAUCCCUCCAUCCAAAACACGAUCUCUUGGAUCCGUACAGCACUGCUAUGGUUAUGUAGGGAUUUGGAUUUGGGUUUGCAUGAGAGAGUGUGUUUGGGGUGAAAGGGAUGAUGUAUUGGACGAGGUCAUUCAGCACAAGUCUUGUGAAGGAUGAACUUAGCUUGGUAUGAUCCUAGGCUGGACUUGUGAUGGGUUGUUAGCAUCUGAAGCAAUAACAGUAAAUUCAUCUGGUAAACACAACAGUCCAAUCUUUACUUGUUUUACCCUUCUUCUUCUUUUUUUUUGUUUGUUGUGCUAAGGUCCCAACAAAAGUUUGUUUGAAUCUGUUUUCUCUUUUGAUAUUUUGUUAUUAUAAGAUGUUUGAAUUGUUGAGCUCCUGGAAUUAAGGUUUUGAAUCUUCUAAUUGCCCAUGACUCAUAUUUAUGGGAAAAUUCGAUCUGUUUUCUGAUGUUGGAGUAUUGUUUGGUUAGUACAUUUAAUAAUAGAUUAUACUGUAA